AGAUUAAAGAAUUUCAGCGAAAGAGAGUGGAGGAGCUACAAAGAAGUAUUGACCAGUAUGCAGCCUACCAGCUGACCUGUUCACGGGCCACCCUUAACACACUCACACAGGCACUUAGCCAAAUCAAAGCUAUCAAUUUAUAGACUCAUCCCUCAAAGUCUAUGGGGCUCACCCACAUCAUAGAUAAGCUCACACCAUGGUACACCAUUAUCACACUGCAACUGUACUUACUAUGCAGUGUAAAAUGCCCUCCAGCCUUCCCCACUUGCCUAUCCCAGAUGAAAUAUGAUAAUUUUUUAAAUAUAAAUUUGGCGGUUUCUAUGAAAUAAGCUUCUAAUCUGAUUCAUCUUUGAGAACUAAAAUUAUUUCAAGUGUCAAACAAAAUGUCUAGAUGUGAACAAAUCAAAGGCUGCCAGUCAGUGCAUCGGGUUGUAGCUGUACCUAGGAUAACUUGGAGGAAUAACAACCGUCCAGCAAGUGGUGUGAGCAAAAAACACAUAGUCAUAAUGAUCUCAGACAACAUAUCCUGAUAACACAAGAGUGUUUGAGCAUAAUAAUCCAUCACAAAAAGGCUGUUCAUGAAUCACAUAAUUCAUUAAGUAGGUGACUGGUUCUUCCAAAGCUACAAAAGACCUGUCAUGUAUCACAAAUCAAUAUGAAUAUGAUUUUAUUGAAUUUUAUGCCUUUUAUUAAAGGGAUAGUGUUAAGUGAGCUGGCUUGAUGAAGGCGUUCAUUGCACGUCUCUUUAUAGACCACUUUUUGAAAGAUCAAUGCAGAGUGUUGUGGGGAGUACAUAUGGGUGUGAGAUUAUUAAAUUCUGUAUUUUCAAUUUUUUGUGAUUAUCAUGUUAGUUUAAUCUGGAUCAUCGUUAUAACAGCUUAUGCACUAUGAUUUUCUUUUAUAGUAUUGUUAUAAGGAUUAAUCUUUUCUGUUCAGGUUAUAUUUUCAGGUUUAAAGAAAUUCAAGAAAUCCUAUACAUGUUAGUUAUUGGACA
Messenger RNA from Penaeus vannamei (Pacific white shrimp), 994 nucleotides. NCBI's taxonomy places the organism in Eukaryota, Metazoa, Arthropoda, Malacostraca, Decapoda, Penaeidae. The record is from RefSeq and is a predicted model, not a curated record.